Rana temporaria (common frog) is the source of this 3177-nucleotide messenger RNA. RefSeq names its product regulating synaptic membrane exocytosis 3 (gene RIMS3). The coding region runs from base 425 to 1351 and encodes 308 amino acids. Gene Ontology annotation, biological process: regulation of membrane potential; calcium ion-regulated exocytosis of neurotransmitter; regulation of synaptic plasticity. Gene Ontology annotation, molecular function: small GTPase binding; transmembrane transporter binding. Gene Ontology annotation, cellular component: presynaptic membrane; cytoskeleton of presynaptic active zone. The record is from RefSeq and is a predicted model, not a curated record. The transcript has 7 exons. NCBI's taxonomy places the organism in Eukaryota, Metazoa, Chordata, Amphibia, Anura, Ranidae.
GCUGUAGCAGUGAAGCUGUUAACGAGAGGCGUCUCAAGCCAAGCUUUUGGCUACCGCAGAAGUGGGUCAGCGCGGUUGCCAUGGAGACGCUUUAGCAACCAAUCUUGCAACCGCUCCCUCAGUAUCUCUCCAGAAACCCUUCAAGAUUAAAGCGUCUUGUGCUGCCGUCUCUUCCUCUCCCAUCCCUUUGUCUCUCUCUCCCUCUCCAUCACUUGCUGCAUCUGCCCUGGUAGUGCCAGUGACCGGCCCUGCUCCAUGCUGCACCCCUCCUUCCAUGCCCACAGCAGCCUUACAUCUGCGAGCUGGGGUAAGGGAGGGAAGCAGGCAAACUUGGGAGAUCUCUUUGCCUUUUUCUUCAGUCAGUUCUUCUCCACGCCUCCCUGGCACCAAGACUCUGCUUGCCAGCUGAUCUUUUCUCCCCAAAAUGUUCAACGGGGAGGCUAGUUCUUCAGCCAGGAAUGUCAUCCGCAGCUCCAGCAUCAGUGGAGAGAUGUACAACCUAGAAAAAGCCAACUCAGGAACUCCAGAAGUGGCUGGCACUACCACGACCAAGAAGAGGAGAUCCAGUCUUGGGGCCAAGAUGGUGGCUAUUGUGGGGCUGUCCCAGUGGAGUAAGAGCACCCUACAAUUAAACCAAGCAGAUGGUACAACAAAGAAACUGCGCAGUAAUAUUCGACGCAGCACAGAGACAGGUAUUGCUGUGGAAAUGAGAAACCGGGUGACAAGACAAGGGAGUCGGGAAUCUACAGAUGGCAGCACUAACAGCAACAGUUCUGAUGGCACAUUUAUAUUUCCUACAACCCGAUUAGGAGCAGAGAGCCACUUUAGUCAUUUUUUGGAUGGACUUGGACCUGCACAGAUUGUAGGGAGACAAACCCUCGCUACUCCACCCAUGGGAGAUGUAAACAUUGGUAUGAUGGACAGGAAUGGUCAGCUUGAAGUGGAAGUGAUCCAGGCCAGAGGCCUUACUCCAAAACCUGGCUCCAAAUCAAUUCCAGCCUCAUAUAUUAAGGUCUACCUGAUAGAGAAUGGAGCUUGCCUGUCAAAGAAGAAGACAAGGACAGCAAAGAAAACUUGGGAUCCAGUAUAUCAACAGGUUCUUCCAUUUGAUGAAGGACCUCAGGGGAAGGUAUUACAGGUCAUUGUUUGGGGAGACUAUGGAAGAAUGGACCACAAAUGCUUCAUGGGGAUGGCACAGAUCCUACUUGAAGAGCUUGAUUUAAGUUCCUGUGUCACUGGGUGGUACAAACUCUUUCCUACUUCUUCACUAGCAGACUCCAGCAUUGCUCCCCUGACGCGCCGACUGUCCCAGUCUUCACUGGAAAGCUCCACCAGUCCAUCCUGCACCUAACCUAGGAGGAACACAUCUUUUGUUCAAUUAUUUUCUCUCUUUUUGCAGCCUAACCAGUAAACUUCCUCUUUUUUUACCACCAGAUACACAUCACAGACUGCAUUACAAAUUCAGCAGGUAAAUUCAGGGCACUAGAAAAGGAGGGAGUUAGCUGCAGCUAAGGCCCCUGUGCAACACAAAGUCCAAAGCUGCCAAUUAAAUGAUACUGCAAAAAAAAAAAAAAACACUUUUGAGACUGUUAUAAUAUUUAAUACAGAACAAAAUCCAGAUAAUUUAAACAAGGAUACUCCAAUCAAAAUAUGCUCAACAAAGCAGUCCAUAUUAUCUAGGUAACACAGAGAGGGCUGUAAAGUCAAAUAAUCAGCUGCCUUGGCAACCUUUACUCUUCUUGAGUAAGUGUAUAGCUAAUGCAAUUCUCCGACACUUGAAAAUGCUAUGUAUCAUUCUGUUAAAAGAGAACAAACACAAAAGAAGCACACUAAACGGCACAUCGAUGCCAAAUUACAGUAUCUGGAAUUCGAUCAAUCACUUUCACUGAGGAUAUCUCACUGGCUUCUCACCCUUUCCUUGUCAGUUUUUUCAUCUAAAUCAAAUUUCUCUCCCUUUCCUACUACCUACCCUCCUCAGGCAAGACAAGAGCUGCAUUUUACUAAGAUGGCGACUGUGAUAUCAUGUAUAUUUCAUAGACCACUGCAUACAAUCACAAAUAUGAAUGCAUUUACAUAUAUCUAUAUAGCAGAAUGAUAUUUUUUCAGGUAUCAGAAUAUUUUUUUUUACAUUUUUUGCUUUAUUUAAAACGGAAUGUAACAUUUCAAUGUGCAGAUUUAUUUUGAACAAAAAGAAUUGCAGACAAGACACUUGAUGCUUCUCUUCUACACUUUCUUUUUGUGGCACAGAUAAGCAAUCUUGUUUAGAUAUAUACAUAUAACUGCAUGUCGCUUUUUUGUGGAGUUAAACUAAAGCAACAAACUUACACUAUUUAUUUUUAUUUUUAAGUGCAUUAAAGAAUUUGCACUGCUCCAAACAUUUUACACUAUUUCAUGUCUAGAAGGCCUGCUACAUGCUUCUUUUGCACAAAGAUAAUGUUCCUGACAAACCAAGUUUAACGUACCACAGAGCUGGGUGGUCCAUGGCUAGCAAAAACUGUUUGCUCAGGGAAAGAUACAGCAGGCCUAUGGUUUUAUUUUGCAAAUGGCAUGACAAUUGUUUGUGUGUAUCCUUCAAGUACAGAGCUAAAGCAUUUCCUACAACUCAGAUACAAAGUUCUACCUUUGACCAUGGGCAAUGCCUAGUAAUAAAAAAAAGAAAUGCCUAGCCAAGUCAGGAUACAGGUUGGAGCUAAAACUCCAGGAGCACACAUGUAGCAUGUGACCUGAUGUAGCAACCAAUCCUAUUUCUCUAAGGAUAUCUACAAUAACAACUCAGGGCUGCAAACUGUAGUGGACAUAAAACAUGAGAGAAGACUAAGAUCUUCUCUAGCGUUGGUAGCAAAGUAUACUUGUUGUGCUAGUCUUCAUCAUUUUCUAACAAACCCAAUACAAUGCCUGCAGAGAAUGAUCCUUACAUUAACAAAACAUUUAUGUAUUCCUUCUAUAAAAAAAAUUAAAUGGAAAUAAAAUAAGAGGAAUCAAAUAGAAUAUACAUCAUUGCUUACGAUAAAAGGCUUCAGAGAGGGAUUUUAGAAUGGACACCAUCGCACCAAAAGAGUAUAGGCCGACAAUGGACUGUAAUAUAAGCAAAUUUCGUUUUAUUCUAUUUGCCAGUAGACACCAAUGGGUGUCGAGGUGAAUAUUUUGUACUGUCCAUGAUGCACAAUUACCUAAAGG